Poeciliopsis prolifica (blackstripe livebearer) is the source of this 3024-nucleotide messenger RNA. RefSeq names its product calcineurin-like phosphoesterase domain containing 1 (gene cpped1). Bases 567 to 1508 code for a protein of 313 amino acids. NCBI's taxonomy places the organism in Eukaryota, Metazoa, Chordata, Actinopteri, Cyprinodontiformes, Poeciliidae. The record is from RefSeq and is a predicted model, not a curated record. Gene Ontology annotation, molecular function: hydrolase activity. The transcript has 8 exons.
CGCAUUGCGUCACUUCCUGUUGUCCCAGUUUCGCUCUAUGUCUCUGUGACCCAAACAGGAGAACGUUCCAGCGAAGCGCUCCGUCUCCCCUCUGCAGCGCUGCGUGUUUGGCAACGGGGGGAGCAAGAGGAGCCGGCGAGCGCAGAGCAAGAUCCUCCAUCUGCCUGGUGACGGAGCACAGAGCGGAGGGCAGAAGUGGGUCAUAUGGAAACCCCGAUAUGGACGCCCCAUGCUGCCAUGAUGCGACCCAGAGCGCUGAACAACAGGCUCUCAUCUGCCAGGACAGGAAAUGUGUUUUAAAGAAAACAACGCGCCUUCCUGUUCCGGCCAGCUGACAGCCGCAGCAGUCCCAGCCUCCUCGCCAGGUUGUGUAAUCGAACCCCGAUAAGCGGCCGGUUCCCAGCAGUCAGGCGGAAGAAGCAGCGCAGCAGCUGAAACGGGUCUGGACCGGAGUCUGGACCGGAGUCUGGACCGGAGUCUGGAUCGGAGUCAGGCGGACGGGCAGUUCUGGAAGUUCGGCGGUAGUUGUUUAGUGUUCUGGGACAGCAGCGGCACCAGCCGGGAACAUGGCGGACACAGAAGAAAUGUUCCUCCGAGCCAAACAUCGGACUUUCAGCGGACUGAGUGAAGAGGCGGAGCGGCAGUGGACCGGGCCGUUCUGCUUCGUCCAGGCUGCGGACCCCCAGCUGGGCCUGAUGAAGUCGUGGCGGAUCGGCGACGCGGUGGGCGGCGGGGACGAGUGGGAGGAGGAAGUGGCGCUCACCAAGCAGGCGGUGGCGGGGGUCAACCAGCUGCAGCCCCGGCCCCGCUUCAUGGUGCUGUGUGGGGACCUGGUCCACGCCAUGCCGGGAACCGAAUUCAGAGAAGCCCAGGAGCGGGACCUGAAGGAGGCUCUGAGGGGGACGGACCCGUCCAUCCCGCUCGUGUUCGUCAGCGGGAACCACGACCUGGACCAGGUCCCGACUCCCAGCACGGUGGAGCGGUACUGCCAGUCCUGGGGCGACGACUACUUCAGCUUCUGGGUGGGCGGCGUUCUCUGCCUGGUCCUCAACUCCCAGCUGUACUUCAACGCCUCGGCCUGCCCGCAGCAGAAGGCGGCUCAGGAGACGUGGCUGGAGGCGCAGCUGAGCAGGGCCUCCUCUGCGGAACCCAAACCCAAACACAUCUUGGUUUUCCAGCACAUUCCUCUGUAUGUGAAGAGUCCUGAUGAACAGGACGAGUACUUCAACCUGCCGCAGGAAGCGAGGCAGAGCCUAAUAGAGCGUUUCAAACGGGCAGGCGUGACGGCCGUCUUCUCGGGUCAUUACCACCGGAACGCCGGCGGCUGCCACGACGGCCUGGACAUGGUGGUGACCUCGGCCAUCGGCUGCCAGCUGGGCGACGACACCCACGGCGUGCGGCUGGUGGCGGUGACGGCCGACGCCGUGGUGCACCGCUACGUCACCAUGGAGCAACUGGGGCAGCGCAGCGUGGACGAGGAGCUAAGGAAGAUGCUGCAGGCCUGCUGACUUCCUGUCUGCUGACUUCCUGUCUGCUGACUUCCUGUCUGCUUCCAGGAAAAACUAAAACUAAACCACUUCCAGCCUCAGACUCUCAUACAUUAUUCUGGGAACCUUUCAAUCAUCGUCAUGUUGACUCUUAGUCAGAAACCUGGGAGGCGGUGCGCCACCAAUAAUCUUCCUGUGGGAAACAAACACUGAGAACUGAGCCUAACAGAAAUCAAAGUUAGUGUGAAAAUCAACAAAAUGAGCUUUUUAAACCAUUUUAGUAUUUAGUUUUCUCACAGGAAAUCAUUGUAGAUUCAAUCUUCAGAUUAGCCAUUAGCGUUAGCUUCCUGGACCAGCUCAACAAGGAGAAAACGAGGCGUAAAACAUUACCUGCUCAUACCUGAUCUGGAGAAUCUAAGAUCUGUUGGCCUUGUUAGCGACUCUAUGCAAGCGUUUCCUGUUUGUGAGUCUGAUCUAGUUCUUAAUUUCUGGAAUAUUAGGAUUUGAAUCUUUGCAGAAGAUUCAUCUUUAAAAAAAACAUUCAUUGAAUUUGAUUGUGAUCAGACGCAUUAUACAGCAGAGAAUUGAUUAAACUAAAUCUUUAACAUGAAAAUACAAACAACAACGAUUAGCUACAGAACAAUUCAAGAUGGAUGUCAAAGAAAAUUUAUAGUGGGACCAAAUCUCAUCAGACAUCAAUGCUGUCAAAUGCUACAUAAUUCAACCCAUAGAAAUCAUAUUUACUCAUGUUUAUUAUUCAAUAUGGCCACCGUGGUUAUAGUAAAUUUUUCCACUAAAAUUGGCAGUUAAAUCAUUAAAUCAAACAUUUUCUUGAUCUUCUUUCUGGGGGUCAUUUCUCAAAAUGGUCGUCAUGGAGAAUGUGUGUUGCAGUAAUUACUGUUAGUUGUCGCAACAGCUUACCAAAAGUUAGCUUCACUAUAGCAUUAGCAGAAACUGGUAUCUGCUAAACCACCAAGGACAUAGAAAAUAUUAGCAGAAGCUAAUGCUACACACAGAAAAAUUAGCUCUGCUAACACUAAACCACUAAAGACUUAGAAAUACUUAGCAUUAGCUAAUGACUAGCAUUUGCUAACAGCAGAGUCCUUGGUGAUUUUUACAUAUUAUUGUUAAAGUUGAUUAAAUAUGAUGACUACAACAUGUAAUGUGACAUAAAGUUCUGAAGUGGCUGAUGGGAAAUAUGGAAGCUGAUUUUUGAGACUGUGUCCAAACUAUAAAGAUUUCUUCAGCAAUAAUCUGCUCAGGUUUACUCCUCCAGUGUUACCAUGACAAGCAUUGGUAACGGGUCUGCUGGCGGCGGGACCCGAUCACUCCGACCGAUCACUCCGACCGAUCACUCCGAUCGAUCUCUGGAGUGGAAGACACACACACACUCACACACACACACUCAACCAGACACACUCACGCGCGGCGCGGCCCCCAGCAGGAGAACUUCGGUCGCUUUGCUUUGUUUCUAAUGAUCCUCAAAUUCACUCGACUGUUGGAUGUAUUUUUAUAAUAAAUGUUGAUUUUUACUGAA